Messenger RNA from Echinops telfairi (small Madagascar hedgehog), 1979 nucleotides. RefSeq names its product cholinergic receptor nicotinic beta 1 subunit (gene CHRNB1). The coding region runs from base 1 to 1521 and encodes 506 amino acids. Gene Ontology annotation, molecular function: transmembrane signaling receptor activity; acetylcholine-gated monoatomic cation-selective channel activity. The record is from RefSeq and is a predicted model, not a curated record. Gene Ontology annotation, biological process: monoatomic ion transmembrane transport; signal transduction; regulation of membrane potential. Gene Ontology annotation, cellular component: synapse; postsynaptic membrane; neuron projection. Lineage: Eukaryota; Metazoa; Chordata; Mammalia; Afrosoricida; Tenrecidae. The transcript is spliced from 11 exons.
AUGACCCGGAGGGCGCUGCUGCCGCUGCUGCUGAUGGGAGCUCUGUGGGCGCCACUCCCUCCGGACGCCCAUGGCUCAGAGGCGGAGGGUCGGCUCCGCAACAAACUGUUCUCGGGCUAUGACAGUUCCGUGCGUCCGGCACGGACGCUGGGAGACCGCGUCCGGGUCAGCAUUGGUCUCACCCUGGCGCAACUCAUCAGUCUGAACGAGAAGGAUGAAGAGAUGAGCACAAAGGUGUACCUAGACCUGGAGUGGACGGACUACAGGCUGAGCUGGAACCCCGAGGAUUACGAGAGCAUUGACUCUCUGCGCAUCACCGCGCAAGCCGUGUGGUUGCCCGAUGUGGUGCUCCUGAACAACAACGACGGAAAUUUUGACGUCGCUCUGGAUGUAAACGUGGUGGUGUCCUCCGACGGCUCUGUGCGCUGGCAGCCGCCGGGCCUGUAUCGGAGCAGUUGCAGCAUCCAGGUCACUUACUUCCCCUUUGACUGGCAGAACUGCACCAUGGUGUUCCGUUCCUACAGCUAUGACAGCUCAGAGGUCAGCCUGUGGACAGGCUUGGGUCCUGAUGGACAAGAGCGGCAGGAAAUUCACAUUCACGAAGGUACCUUCACUGAGAAUGGCCAAUGGGAGAUCAUUCAUAAACCCUCGAGGCUCAUCCAGCCUGUAGGGGACCCUAGGGAAGGAGGUGAAGGACAGCAUCAGGAGAUAGCCUUCUAUCUCAUCAUUCGCCGGAAGCCUCUCUUCUACCUGGUCAACGUCAUCGCCCCAUGCAUCCUCAUCACUCUCCUGGCCAUCUUUGUCUUCUAUCUGCCUCCGGAUGCAGGGGAGAAGAUGGGGCUCUCCAUCUUUGCCCUGCUGACCCUCACUGUGUUCCUGCUGCUGCUGGCAGACAAAGUGCCUGAGACCUCCCUAGCAGUCCCCAUCAUUAUCAAGUACCUCAUGUUCACCAUGGUCCUCGUCACCUUCUCAGUCAUCCUUAGUGUGGUGGUUCUCAACCUGCACCACCGCUCACCCCACACUCAUCAAAUGCCCCUCUGGGUUCGACAGAUAUUCAUCCACAAGCUACCGCGGUACCUGGGCCUGAGAAGGCCCAAAACUGAGAGAGAUCAGAUGCUGGAGCCUCCUCCUCUACCCCUCAGAGAGUCCCCAGGGAGUGGCUGGGGUAGGGGAAUAGAUGAAUAUUUCAUCCGGAAGCCUCCAAGUGAUUUUCUCUUCCCCAAACUCCACAGGUUCCAGCCUGAACUGUCCACCUCCGACCUGCGGCGAUGUAUCGAUGGCCCAAGCCGGACUGGGGGCCUGCCUCCCGAGCUCCGGGAAGCCGUUUCUUCCAUUAGCUACAUCGCCCGGCAGUUGCAGGAGCAGGAGGACCACGAUGCGCUGAAGGAGGACUGGCAGUUCGUGGCCAUGGUAGUGGACCGCCUCUUUUUAUGGACCUUCAUCAUCGUCACGAGCGUCGGGACCCUGGUCAUCUUUUUGGAUGCCUCAUACCAUGUGCCUCCUCCAGACCCCUUUCCUUGAGGACAGAAGGGCCGAGCCCCAAGACCACAGCCAACUGAACGCAAGAGUUUUGCAGUAGUCUCUGGCCCUAUCCCGUCUUUGCCUCUUAGCACCUUCACUAGGAACCUAGCUCUCUAUUUCCCUCCCUGGGAAUGAAGUGGAAGUGGGACUGAGACAGGUGGGAGCGUUGGGCUUACCUGAGUCCUUGAAGAAGCUUCUUUGGCUCCCCAUGAAAUGGAUCAAAGAACAAGUGGAUUGUGCCUUCUUUACCGUCAUAUCCCCAGCGCCAGGCACAAGCCCUCAUCUACCGUAGGUGCUUCGCAUUUGUUGCUUGCACUGGAAAUUGUUUUUCCCGAAGGAGCAAUACCAGUUUAGUAGUGUGUAUCUCUUUGCAUGUUGGGACUAGUGGCCUUUUUUUCUUUUCUGUAAUUUAUUCUUUGGUGAUGAGUAUUACCCUCAGUAUAAAUAUACAUAUUAAA